This is a messenger RNA of Eimeria necatrix, 375 nucleotides long. RefSeq lists its product as hypothetical. Lineage: Eukaryota; Apicomplexa; Conoidasida; Eucoccidiorida; Eimeriidae. The transcript has a single exon. The record is from RefSeq and is a predicted model, not a curated record. Bases 1 to 375 code for a protein of 124 amino acids.
AUGCCACUCAUGUUGAUGCCGAAUUUGCUGCAGCUGCUGCAGCUGCUGCUGCUGCUGCAGCAGCAGCUGCUGCUGCUGCCUAGUGGAGAGCACAGGCCUUGUGGGGCCGGCUGUGGCCCUCAGACGCUGCAGCACAGUGAGGGCAGCAGCAGCAGCAGAAAGGCAUGCAGCAGCAGCAGGAAGGCAUGCAGCAGCAGCAGGCGCAGAAGCAGCAGCCUCACAAAGCCCGCAGCAGCAGCAACAGGCCCCGCAAAGCCAGCAGCAGCAGCAGCAGCAGCAGCAGCAGCACGAACAGGCAGCAGCAAAGAAGAACAGCAGCAAAUAAGACAGGCUGUUGGUACACCUGUGGCAAGCGGUGACUCCAGCAGCAGCUAA